Messenger RNA from Homarus americanus (American lobster), 810 nucleotides. Its product is annotated as helicase POLQ-like. Gene Ontology annotation, molecular function: ATP binding; nucleic acid binding. Lineage: Eukaryota; Metazoa; Arthropoda; Malacostraca; Decapoda; Nephropidae. The record is from RefSeq and is a predicted model, not a curated record.
AUGCCGCCAGCUUUAAAGCAACCUGCUGACAUUCUUGGAAACGUUGUUUAUGUUGCCACCAUAGAAAAGGCAUCUGGUCUGGUCAACUCCCUGUUGGAGCUUGCCCGUGUGGAGGAGCUUGGCCUGGUGGUGGUGGAUGAGGUGCACAUGCUGGCUGAGACUGGGGGGAGGGGGGCCUCUCUGGAAGAUGUUCUCACAAAACUGCGAUAUGGUGCAUCCAGGGUACAGCUUGUGGCCAUGAGCGCUACCGUUGGUAACUUGAAGGAAUUGGCGAUAUAUUUGGAUGCCAGACUGUACGCAGGAAACUUCAGACCAGUGCAGCUGACGGAGUGUGUUAAGGUGCUUGAUAAAAUAUGGGAGGUGAACCUUGGUGCUCACACAGAGGAAGAAUUACUCCAGAAUGAACGGCUGUGUUGUUUCCCGUACAGUAAUGAGCAGAAGAAGAUAGAUGUCGACAUGGUUGGUGGGCUGGUGGGGGAGGUGAUACCUGACCACUCCUGCCUCGUCUUCUGCCCCACAAGACGCAACUGUGAAACUCUCGCUGAGUUGAUCUGCAAGGUGUUGCCUACACAGCUGAAACAGGUAAAAAACAGAGAGAAAGUGUCGCUGUAUCGGGCGUUGGUGGAGGAGGGUGGUGGCUCUGUGUGCCCAGUACUGCGCAAGACCUUACCUUAUGGGGUCGCCUACCAUCAUUCAGGUUUAUUGGAAGGUGAGAAGCGGCUGCUGGAGGAAGGUUACUUGAUGGGCACACUGUGUUGCUUGUGCUGCACCUCAACCCUGGCUGCCGGCAUUAACUUACCUGCCCGGAGA